Molecule: messenger RNA, 516 nt
Organism: Exophiala spinifera
Lineage: Eukaryota; Fungi; Ascomycota; Eurotiomycetes; Chaetothyriales; Herpotrichiellaceae
Exons: 2
Coding region: 1-516 (171 amino acids)
Source: RefSeq, a predicted model, not a curated record
AUGUCUAGUUACGAUCCUCGCAAGAUGGAACCUGUCGUUCUUCGACUUUUCUCAAGGGGUUUUUAUGUGUGGGAGUCCAUUUGCGCUGCAGUCGUGCUAGGUAUCAACUCAUGGUACCUUGCGCACUACAACGACACGCCAGUCUACCCGCAGGCACGUCUGAUCUACACUGAGAUCAUUGCCGGGCUGGCGAUCCCCACGGCAAACAUCUUCGGCUGGAUCUACAACGUCGUCCCCCGCCUGUUGGCCAUGGUCAAUCUGUUCUUCUCGCUGGCAUUCUUCUCCGCAUUCGGCGCCCUGAUCGAGUUCGACUGCGACAAGAACUGGAACGGGUGGACCCAAGAAGUAGGGUCGUCGUAUCGUGCCUGCUGGAGAGCCACGCUGGCGUUCUGCUUCAUCGGUGCAUUCUUCUGGCUCUGCAGUGCCGUCUUGUCCUACUUCACGCCCAGAGUCGAGGCUCAGGCGCACAUGCCGUCAUACAGAAAGCACAGCCAAACUCCAAGUUCACAAGUGUGA